Echinostoma caproni is the source of this 384-nucleotide messenger RNA. NCBI's taxonomy places the organism in Eukaryota, Metazoa, Platyhelminthes, Trematoda, Plagiorchiida, Echinostomatidae. The record is from the annotation of a GenBank genome assembly.
AUGAGCACACUGACAAGACCCUGUCCAAAACACGGACCUCACUAUCUGUUACAUUCCGAAGCGAAUUUGGAUGAAUCCUAUGCCAUCCCACUACCAACAUCUGUAUAUACGAUAAACGAAAUGUUAGAAUCCGCGAACGCUACAUCUACACUGUCUAGGACCAGUAAUCAAGUGACCGGAGAGUAUCCUUUAAGUCUGGACACAAUUUAUCCCAAUCCGUCGAAUACGAGUACAAUUUUGAACAAAACUAUCUCUUGGGUGCCGUUACCGUUGAUCAAUGAGUCUGUGACCGGUCCUGUGAAUGCUGGUUUUAUUUACAUAGAUCCCCUGAAACCACUCGAACUGAAUAGUGACCAGAACGGAGAUCAAUCUGGUCGUCAGUGA